This is a messenger RNA of Mastomys coucha (southern multimammate mouse), 1201 nucleotides long. RefSeq names its product sulfotransferase family 1B member 1 (gene Sult1b1). Lineage: Eukaryota; Metazoa; Chordata; Mammalia; Rodentia; Muridae. The transcript is spliced from 7 exons. Gene Ontology annotation, biological process: sulfation. Bases 57 to 956 code for a protein of 299 amino acids. Gene Ontology annotation, molecular function: sulfotransferase activity. The record is from RefSeq and is a predicted model, not a curated record. Gene Ontology annotation, cellular component: cytoplasm.
UUACACAGAACCUGAUUUAUACUCCUUCUAUUUCUUCUGUACAGCUUGUUGCAAAAAUGAGUACCUUGGAAGAUGUUUGGAGAAAAGAUCUGAAGAUGAUCCGUGGCUACCCCAUGAUCUAUGCUUUUGCACUCAAUUGGGAAGAGAUUGAAGAGUUCCAGAGCAGACCAGGUGACAUUGUAAUAACCACUUACCCUAAAUCAGGUACUACUUGGCUUAGUGAAAUUGUAGACAUGGUUCUCAAUCAUGGAGAUGUUGAAAAAUGUAAGCGAGAUGUUAUUACUUCUAAAGUUCCAAUGUUGGAGCUAAGCGUUCCUGGAGUAAGAAUAUCAGGUAUUGAACUCUUGAAGAAAACUCCAUCACCUCGGAUAAUAAAGACACAUCUUCCAAUUGAUCUACUCCCAAAAUCCUUCUGGGAGAACAAGUGCAAGAUGAUUUAUCUUGCUCGAAAUGGCAAGGAUGUUGCUGUCUCCUAUUAUCAUUUUGACCUAAUGAAUAAUAUUCAACCUUUUCCUGGCACCUGGGAAGAAUAUCUGGAGAAAUUCCUAGCUGGAAAUGUGGCCUAUGGUUCAUGGUUCGAUCAUGUUAAGAGUUGGUGGGAAAAGAGGGAAGGGCAUCCAUUACUUUACUUACACUAUGAAGACUUGAAACAGAACCCAAAGAAAGAAAUCAAGAAGAUUGCCAGUUUUCUAGACAAGACCUUGGAUGAAGAGACCUUGGACAGGAUUGUCCAUCACACCUCCUUUGAAAUGAUGAAGGAAAACCCCCUGGUUAAUUACACCCAUUUGCCAACAGUGAUGAUGGAUCACAGCAAGUCCCCUUUCAUGAGAAAAGGUAUUGUUGGGGACUGGAAAACUUACUUCACAAUGGCCCAAAAUGAGAAAUUUGAUGCUAUCUAUAAGAAGAAAAUGUCUGGAACAACACUUGAGUUCUGUACAGACAUUCAGAGUGCCUAAUCUGCAACUUGAAUAUAUAAUUUUUUGAAAUAGUAACUUGGCAGGUAAAUCAAAUAAAUUCAUGAGGGGAAAAAUAUGCUUUAAAAAUGCUGAUGAAAUAUAUCCUACACAUUACUUAGCAGGUAAUAUUACAAAUUAUUUAGAGCCAAGGUCUUUUGUUAUCUUAUUUUUCAAAGGGUAUGUCUUCAGAUUCCUUGAUUACUGAAUUGAAGAAAUACAUUUUGUGAUUUUUGAAAAAAAAAAAA